This is a messenger RNA of Penicillium subrubescens, 1749 nucleotides long. RefSeq names its product vWA domain-containing protein. Bases 1 to 1749 code for a protein of 582 amino acids. The transcript is spliced from 4 exons. NCBI's taxonomy places the organism in Eukaryota, Fungi, Ascomycota, Eurotiomycetes, Eurotiales, Aspergillaceae. The record is from RefSeq and is a predicted model, not a curated record.
AUGUCGGGUCAUUACGGCCAACCUCCGUACGGCGGCUCACCUGCUCAAAACUACCAGCCUUACAACGCGCCCUCACCCGCACCGUACUCGAAGGCCCCGCCGCAACAACCUUCGCCUUACCCCGCACAAAAACAGCAACAACAAGGCUAUUCGCGACCUCCACCGCCACCACCCCAAGGUCAGCCCUAUGGAUCUUCGGGAUCGGCGUACCCUGGACAGCAACCGCCUUACCCUGGUCAACAAUCUCCUUAUCCGGGACAACAGUCGCCCUACCCAGGACAACAACAACAGCCACCUUAUCCCGGAUCUCAGUCGCCUUAUCCUGGACAGCAGCAACAGCAGCAGCAACAACCUCCCUCCUAUAACCAGGCACCUUACCCACCUCAGGGUGGCCCCGGUGGUCCCCCUCAGGGUGCACCUUACGGCGGCCAGGGACGUCCUGGCCCUUCACCCGGCCCUCCUGGUGGACAACAAUAUGGCGCGCCUGCUGGUCAGUAUGGACCUCCCGGUGGUGCCCCGGGACCCCAGGGUGGACCCGCGACUACCCAGCAGGUCGAUGCCUAUCGUCGCCUGUUAGAAUCCACCAUCCAAGAGAAGCAGCUGCAGAGAUUCUACCCUCCCGGAUCCAAGGCCCUGGAUGGUCUCAUUCAGUACCUCGCCAACGAGGCUCCCGGCCGGUUGCAGCGCAUCGUGCAGGAGCUGAAUGUGCCGAUGGAAGUUGCCACCGAUCUCAUGAAGCUCGCCCUGUUUGAUGUCAUUCUCUACGUGGAUGACAGUGGAUCCAUCGAAUUCGAAGAAAAGGGUCUGCGAAAGGAGCAACUGCGACAGAUUCUGGGCAUCGUGGCGACCGUGGCAUCGACUUUCGACCAGGAUGGUAUUGAAGUGCGCUUCAUGAACUCCAUGGAGGAAGGCCACGGCAUCCGCAGUUCCAACGAUGUCGAGAACCUCGUGUCGCGAGUCCGCUUCUCCGGUCUGACUCCCCUCGGAACGAGUCUACGACAGAAGGUUAUUGACCCUCUGGUCGUGGGCCCUAUCCGCUCGGGGCGUCUGCAAAAGCCCGUCCUUGUCAUUACCAUCACGGACGGUCAGCCUGCGGGUGAGGCACACAGCACAGUCCGCGAUACCAUCAGCUACGCUAUUCACGAGGUUCAGCGGGCGCAGUAUGGCACUGGUGCCGUCUCCUUCCAGUUCUCGCAGGUCGGUAAUGACACGCGUGCGCGGGACUUCUUGUCCGACCUUGACGAGGAUCCGGAGAUUGGACAGCUGAUUGACUGCACAUCGAACUUUGAGGUUGAGCAGGAUGAAAUGUCGCGCGCUAACCCGCCUGUGCACUUGACUCGUGAGCUCUGGUGCGCUAAGCUCAUGCUGGGUGCCAUCGACAGUUCCUAUGACACCAAGGACGAGAAGGCAGCUCGGCGCGCCGGUGGUGGCCCUCCCCCAGGACCUCCUCAGGGUUCAUACGGUGGAGGUGGUUAUGGCCAGCCACCUCCUCAACAGGGUUACAAUGCACCUCCAUCGGGCUAUGCCCCCAACCCAUACAACCAGCAGCCCGGCGGCUAUCCCCCACAGCAGCAACAGCAGCAACAGCCCCCCUACCCGGGUGCAAACCGAGGAAAUGCUCCCGGCUAUGGUCAACCCCAGCAAUAUGGAUACGGUGGACCACCCCCGGUGGAGCACCUGGCUACCCCCCCUCGGGAGGAUAUGGACAGGCGCCACCACCUCGUCGGUACUGAAUGGGAGGGAAAGUGA